Dermacentor silvarum is the source of this 1850-nucleotide messenger RNA. RefSeq names its product acetylcholinesterase. Gene Ontology annotation, molecular function: acetylcholinesterase activity. The record is from RefSeq and is a predicted model, not a curated record. Gene Ontology annotation, biological process: acetylcholine catabolic process; choline metabolic process. Gene Ontology annotation, cellular component: plasma membrane. Bases 162 to 1763 code for a protein of 533 amino acids. NCBI's taxonomy places the organism in Eukaryota, Metazoa, Arthropoda, Arachnida, Ixodida, Ixodidae. The transcript has 4 exons.
UCGAAAGCACGAGCACACGUCUGACUCUGUGAGCGGCCCAUAGAUGUGCACCUCUAUAAACCCGUGACUCUUUGAAUUCAGUUCUUUGAGACGCUUCGCAAAUUGUACCUUCUUCAGCCUUCAGUCGUGGUGAAGAUUUCUUCACCAAGGCUACCGGAAAGAUGGCUAGAACGACCGCAUCUAUGCUACUGCUCUUGAUCACUGUGCCGUGUUGCUUCGCCUCUGAUAUCGUAAAAGACACACGGCUCGGCCGAAUCAAGGGUAACAGGCUUGAAGUGCUAGGUCAUGCAGUGGACGAGUUCCGCGGGAUACCGUACGCACAGCCGCCAUUGGGUACGCUGCGUUUCAAGCCGCCACAACCAGGUGGACCAUGGGAGGGUACGCUGGAUGCCAGGAGCAAAAAGACCGCGUGUCCGCAGGUCGUGUAUAAUCCCAAAGCAUUUGUUAACAUCGAGCUCACGGAAGACUGCCUGCACCUCAAUAUAUGGAGCCCCCCAGAGCGUACCGAAGACGUCGUUCCGGUGCUCGCUUGGAUCCACGGUGGCGGCUUCACGCAUGGUUCAUCCGGCCAGGAUGUAAACAAUGGCGCCGUUCUAGCAGCAAGCACAGGUCUUGUCGUCGUCAGCUUCAACUAUAGACUCGGUUUCUUGGGUUUCCUAGACACGCAGUCGACAGAGGCACCAGGCAAUGUAGGUCUCCUGGACCAAAACAUGGCCCUGAGGUGGAUCAGGGAGAAUAUUGACCAAUACGGUGGCGACGCUUCGAAAGUCACCAUCUUCGGCGACAGUGCUGGUGGUAUGAGUGUUCACGGGCACCUAAUCUCACCAAUUAGCAAAGGUCUCUUCAUUAGGGCAUGUCUAAUGAGCGGAACUCUACAUGGCCGUGACUUCGCUCAGACAGCGAAUGACAGUAUAAGCAAAGGAAACACUGUCGCUGCGGCAGUGGGCUGUGCUGACCGCCACAGAAACUUGACCACUAACCCUGAAUCUGUUGUUGAGUGUCUCCGCUCGAAAAACGCCUUUCAACUCGUACGAGCCACGAAUAAUCUAUUCAAGCCCAAGUUAUUUCCUUUCCUACCUACAUAUCCCAAUGGCUUCCUUCCAGUAGAUCCGAGCGCCGCAGUUAAACAGGGAUUGUUCAACGCAGCCGACCUCUUGGUCGGAGUCACCGCUGACGAGGGGACAACAGCUCUGAGAUCACUUCCGAACGACGUUGACCGCCUCGACCGAAAGCAAUUGGAGCGCUUGCUUCGCGCUUCUGUCUUCCCCUGGCUCAAGACUAACUUCUCCAAACCGUUGGACGUGUACAAAGCUGAGGCUCGUGACAAUGUAGCGCUAAGGCGCGCUUACGCAGACUACUUAUCCGACUCCAUAUUCGUGUGCCCCAUGCACUUCACAGCUGAGGAUCACUCGAACAGAGGACAGUCCGUAUACACUUACGUGUUUGGUCACCUGUCUCGCAAGAGCACGCUUCCUUCAUGGAUGGGGACACCUCAUAGCUAUGAUGUUAGCUACAUGUUCGGUGAGCCCCUUGUUGACCUAAUAAGUUAUACUGCUCAAGAUGCCCACGUGUCUCAAGUGGAUAUGAUGGCUUUGUCAACCUUCGCUACCACUGGGGUGCCGCAGCUUCCAGGAGACCACUCGUGGCCGAAGUACACUUCUGACACCCCGGUCUCAGUUUAUAUCGCCGGUGACAACAUAACAUAUGUAUACGGCAUUCACAUGGAAAAGUGCGACGUCUGGAAGUCAUUCUGGAAAAUGUAGAAGUCAUUUCAUAUUUCAGAAUGCUUUGGAUUAUAGUACCUGCUCUUCAAGGGCCUGACUUCGAAAAUAACGACUUCUUUUUGAUAA